ACGGACGAGGCAACCAUGUCCAAUCUCAGCAAAGGCGGCACCAAGAAGGACACCAAAAUGAGGAUACGGGCCUUUCCUAUGACAAUGGAUGAAAAGUAUGUGAACAAUAUAUGGGACCUUCUGAAGAACGCCAUACAGGAGAUACAGAGGAAGAACAAUAGCGGCCUGAGCUUUGAGGAACUUUACAGGAAUGCCUACACCAUGGUGCUCCACAAACAUGGAGAGAAGCUGUACACGGGUCUGCGGGAGGUGGUCACUGAACAUCUGAUUAAUAAAGUACGAGAAGAUGUGCUCAACUCCCUGAACAAUAACUUCCUCCAAACAUUAAACCAAGCUUGGAAUGACCAUCAGACUGCAAUGGUGAUGAUCAGGGACAUCCUGAUGUACAUGGACCGAGUGUAUGUGCAACAGAAUAAUGUGGAGAAUGUGUACAACUUGGGUCUCAUCAUAUUCAGAGAUCAGGUUGUCCGUUAUGGCUGUAUCAGAGACCACCUUCGACAAACACUGUUGGACAUGAUCGCACGUGAAAGAAAAGGAGAGGUGGUGGACAGGGGCGCCAUCAGAAAUGCCUGCCAAAUGUUGAUGAUCCUCGGUCUUGAAGGCAGAUCAGUUUAUGAGGAGGACUUUGAAGCACCUUUCUUGGAAAUGUCAGCAGAGUUUUUCCAGAUGGAAAGCCAGAAGUUCCUAGCAGAAAAUAGUGCGAGUGUGUACAUAAAGAAGGUGGAAGCCCGAAUUAAUGAGGAGAUUGAGCGGGUGAUGCACUGCCUGGAUAAAUCCACAGAGGAGCCCAUUGUCAAGGUAGUGGAGCGAGAGCUCAUAUCCAAGCACAUGAAGACCAUUGUGGAGAUGGAGAACUCUGGUCUGGUUCACAUGUUAAAGAAUGGCAAGACAGAUGAUCUGGCAUGUAUGUACAAGCUGUUCAGUCGGGUUCCCAACGGACUGAAGACCAUGUGCGAGUGUAUGAGCUCAUACCUUCGGGAGCAAGGCAAGGCUCUCGUGUCAGAGGAGGGAGAAGGGAAGAACCCUGUGGACUACAUUCAGGGCCUGCUGGACCUGAAGUUGCGUUUUGACCGUUUCCUUCAGGAAUCUUUCAAUAACGACCGCCUCUUCAAACAAACUAUCGCUGGCGACUUUGAGUACUUUCUCAACCUCAACUCGCGCUCGCCCGAGUAUCUCUCGCUGUUCAUUGAUGACAAGCUCAAGAAAGGUGUCAAAGGGCUGACAGAACAAGAAGUGGAGUCCAUCCUGGACAAAGCCAUGGUGCUGUUCCGCUUCAUGCAAGAGAAGGAUGUGUUCGAGAGGUAUUACAAGCAACAUCUGGCCCGCAGGCUGCUCACCAACAAGAGUGUCUCAGAUGACUCGGAGAAGAACAUGAUUUCCAAACUUAAGACUGAGUGCGGCUGUCAGUUCACGUCGAAACUGGAAGGCAUGUUCCGAGAUAUGAGCAUCUCCAACACCACAAUGGAUGAGUUUCGACAACAUCUGCAGACCACUGGAGUGUCUCUCGGCGGUGUCGAUCUGACUGUGAGAGUAUUGACGACCGGUUAUUGGCCGACACAGUCGGCAACCCCCAAAUGCAACAUCCCACCUUCGCCGCGACAUGCGUUCGAAGUCUUUAGAAGGUUUUAUCUUGGGAAGCACAGCGGUAGACAACUAACAUUGCAGCACCACAUGGGCUCCGCAGAUUUGAACGCCACCUUCUACGGGCCCAUUAAAAAGGAGGAUGGGUCAGAGGUUGGAGUUGGAGGAGCCCAAGUAACUGGUUCCAACACCAGGAAGCACAUUUUACAGGUUUCGACCUUCCAGAUGACUAUCCUCAUGCUCUUCAACAACAGGGAGAAGUCCACAUUUGAGGAGAUCCAGCAGGAGACUGAUAUUCCAGAGCGGGAGCUAGUGCGGGCGCUACAGUCACUGGCCUGCGGGAAGCCCACUCAAAGAGUCCUUACCAAGGAGCCCAAGUCCAAGGAGAUCGAGAACGGUCACGUGUUUACAGUCAAUGACCAGUUUACCUCCAAACUGCACCGCGUCAAAAUCCAGACAGUGGCUGCUAAACAAGGGGAGUCUGACCCAGAGAGGAAAGAGACCCGACAGAAGGUGGACGACGACAGGAAGCACGAAAUCGAAGCUGCUAUUGUUCGCAUCAUGAAGUCUAGGAAGAAAAUGCAGCACAAUGUCCUAGUAGCAGAGGUCACACAGCAGUUGCGAGCACGAUUCCUCCCCAGUCCUGUAGUCAUUAAGAAGCGAAUUGAAGGACUCAUUGAGAGGGAAUAUUUGGCACGAACGCCAGAGGACCGCAAAGUAUACACCUACGUAGCGUAAAAGACGUGAAUUCAGUGCACCGUAGAGUCGGGGAGAAACAGCGAGCCUUGUUUUUGUGGACUGCUAUGCGUUUGAUGAACUUGGAAGUGCUCUCAUCGUUGAUUCUGGGAUACACUGGGAAGUUAAACUUUUCUUCCAUAAAAAAUGUUAGGAAAAUAAAUCAUGCAAAAAGAUGGGGAAGUUUUCUAGCAAUAUUAGAUUUCUUCUGCUAACAAAUGACCGGAAGGUCUAGUUUUGUACAAAAAUGUUUCUUGUGGCCUUUGGAGAUGAUUGCGAGAGGCUUUUUGGUUGAAAUGUUGAAGGAGAUGGUUACGAAGCAGACAUGUGGCUACACGGAGACUUAAGAAAACUUUAGAAUUCACACCCCUGUUUUAAUUGUUGAUGUCUGUGUUAUGUUUGUGUUUUGUGGCACAACAAUGGCUGUACAGACACACUUUCCCCUCUCUGAGGAGGUGAAAGAAGGCGGUCAAAUUCACUUGGAGUACUUGAAGAAUUUUGACGAGUGCUUAACUUAUUUUGCAAACCUGUCUGUUUUUGAGGUUGUUUAAUGCCAGAAAAUAAUCGACUGCACCUCCUAUACUGUUCAAAUGCCAUUGUCACAAUAUUUUCAGAGGCUUAAACCAUCACACAUUUAUCAAACAGCUCCUUUGUAGGAAUACGACAAAUAACGGAAGCCCAAUAGACAUUUUGGUCCAUCACGACGUUUGAACUCAGGCCUGUAUGAGUGACCACAAAAUGGCGGCUGCUCUCAGAAUGGCUACAUCACUGUGGUGCAGGUUUCAAUGAGGAUUUUUUUUUUGUUCAUUCUUGGUUGCAUUUUGAAUGGGUGAAACCUAACUAGCACCAUGUUCUAAUGUGUACAAAUUGUAAAAUAAUUAUUGUACUCACUGCGAAGGUGGAUUGUACAGGGCCUUGUUUUCAUCAUAAUAAAUGUAGAGUUAAAAGGAUGUUUUUUUUUUUUUCUUCUAUCAAAAAGGCCUGAGCAAAUUUCUCUGGCACAAUUAUAUGAAGCUAAGCAAACCCCAGCCUUUGUUAUUGCACAAAUGUACAACUAAAUUGAGGAGCUCCUUACAGUGCAAAAUGGUAAAAAAAACA
This is a messenger RNA of Corythoichthys intestinalis (scribbled pipefish), 3414 nucleotides long. It is a transcript of the gene cul3b, whose product is annotated as cullin 3b. Bases 16 to 2319 code for a protein of 767 amino acids. The transcript has 16 exons. NCBI's taxonomy places the organism in Eukaryota, Metazoa, Chordata, Actinopteri, Syngnathiformes, Syngnathidae. Gene Ontology annotation, biological process: protein ubiquitination; ubiquitin-dependent protein catabolic process. The record is from RefSeq and is a predicted model, not a curated record. Gene Ontology annotation, cellular component: Cul3-RING ubiquitin ligase complex. Gene Ontology annotation, molecular function: ubiquitin protein ligase binding.